AUGGGCAAGUUUGCGACGGACCCGUCGCUGGCGAUGAAGAUGCACCAGUACCAGAUCGUCGGGCGUGCCGCGCCCACGCCGAAGAACCCCACGCCCAAGAUCUACCGCAUGAGGAUGUUCGCCAAGAACAAGGUCCUGGCCAAGUCCAGAUUCUGGUACUUCAUGAAGAAGCUGAACAAGGCCAAGAAGAGCGGGGGCGAGCUGCUGGCGGUGAACGAGCUUUUCGACCGCGGGCCCACGAAGGUGAAGAACUACGGCGUGUGGCUGCGCUACGAGAGCCGCACCGACACCCACAACAUGUACAAGGAGUUCCGCGACAUCACCAUCAACGGUGCGAUCAGCCAGCUGUACCAGGAGAUGGCCGGCCGCCACCGCGCGCAGGCGGGCUCGAUCCAGAUCAUCCACGCCACGGCGAUCCCCGCGAGCGCGUGCAGGAGAGACCACGUGACCGAGAUGCACGACUCGGGGCUCAAGUACCCGGUGAUCACGAAGCUGCCUUUGGUCGCCAAAAAGCUCCGCACCACCUUCAAGGCGAGCAGGCUGGGCUGGCUCGCGCUGCUGGCGGGCACCUCCCUGCUGCAGGGCAGCGACCGGCUGCAGCGCGUCCUGGCGCGGGUCGAGACGGUCCUGGAGGUGUCCUUCCCGUACGUCUUCUUCGUCCUUCUCGCGGCACUAGGCCUCACCCACCUCGUGACGGACAAGCCGCAGAGGGUCUCCGACGGCGACGUCGCCUGGUUCUGGGCCGUCGGCGUCGCCUCGGCGGCCCUCGUGGCGGCGGAGACCUGGUGCACCCUGGAGGCCCUGACCCCGCUGCGCGCCUGGCUGCAGCGGCGCCGCGACGCGCGCGCCGCCGGCGCUGGCGCCGAGGGCAGCUCGCAGAGGCUCGACACCGAGCUGCUCUCCGUGGAGGGAGGCGAGGCGAGCGGGCGCACGGAGCAGGAGGAGGAGGAGCAGCGGAAGAAGGAGAAAGAGGAUGCCGAGCGGCGGCCCACGAUAAGGAAGCUCUUGAUGCUCGUGCGGCCAGACUGGCCCCUGGUGAUCCAGGCGUGCGUCCUGCUGAUCUGCGCGGCCGUCUCCGAGGUGCUGAUCCCGCACUUCAUAGGGGAGACCGUCAGCGUGAUCAUCACGGCGGGGGAGAAGGGCACGCUGGCCAGCAGGCCGUUCAAGGGCCCUGUCGUCAAGCUGCUGAUCGCGGCAGCCUGCUGCAGUGUCUUCUCUGCAUGCCGGGGCGCCACCUUUAUACUUCUGGGCAGCCGCGCUUCCGUGCGCCUGCGCCAGAGAUUGUUCGACUCGCUCGCAAAGCAGGACAUAUCCUUUUUCGAUUCCUCGAAGACCGGAGAGCUGACGUCGCGGAUGACUCAGGAUUGCCAGAAGGUGGCAGACCAAGUCACGCUGAACGUGAAUGUCUUCUUGCGGACCAUGGUACAGAUCGUCACCACUCUGGUCUUCAUGUUCCACCUGUCGGCCCAGCUGACCUGGGUUGCGUUCGUGUCCGUGCCAGCCAUCAUAGCCAUCUCGAAAAAGUACGGCAAAGUGAUGCAGACGUUGAGCAAGGAGUCGCAGAAGGCGCUGGCGGAAGCGAACGCCGUGGCAGAGGAGUGUCUGUCUUCGAUGCCCACUGUGCGGAGCUUCGCCGCGGAGCCCUUCGAAUCGCAGCGUUUUGGCGACAAGCUCGGCGACUACUACAAGCUGAUGCGAAGGCAGGCCGCCUUCUACAUCGUGUACUUGAGCCUCACCCUGAUGCUCCCGAACGGCGUGGCGGCACUGGUGCUCUUCUACGGUGGCAAGCUUGCAAUGGAGGGCCACCCCACGAGCGUGCUGCUCUCCUUCGUGCUCUACCUGCAGACCCUGAACUCGGCCUUCUCCACCCUGGGGGACUUCUACUCCAGCAUGGUGCAGGCCCUCGGCGCCGCCACGCGGGUCUUCGAGCUGAUCGGCCAGGUGCCAGAGCUCGCGCUGGACCCGCCCGAGGGCGGCGCCGUGGACUCCCCGGGCAGGGGCGCGGUGCGGCUCGAGGACGUCCGCUUCUCCUACGAGAAGGGGCCGGGCACCGACGUCCUGAGGGGGCUCACCCUGGACGUGCCCGCGGGGAACGUCGUGGCCCUGGUGGGGCCCUCGGGCAAUGGCAAGACCACGGUGAUCGCGCUGCUGAAGCGACUGUACCGGGCACGCGAGGGCCGAGUGACCAUCGACGGCGAGGACGUUUGGAAUUUCAAGCACCGGGAGUAUCACCGGGUCGUCUCCAUCGUCGGACAGGAGCCCGUUCUCUUCGCCCGGACCAUCCGCGAGAACAUCCUCUUCGGCCUCGAGAACCCAGGCCAGCCGUCACAGGCGGACGACGAGGCCGUGUUCAAGGCCACCAAGCGGGCCAACGCCCACGAUUUCAUCGUUGGCAUGACAAAGGGCUACGACGCCGACAUAUCCCAGCGGGGCGUCAAGCUGUCUGGGGGGCAGAAGCAGCGCAUCGCCAUCGCCCGGGCGCUGGUGCGGAGGCCGAAGGUCUUGCUACUGGACGAGGCCACCAGCGCCCUGGACGCGGAGUCCGAGAGGCAGGUGCAGUCGGCAAUCGAUACGAUGAUCUCGGAAGGCCAGGUAACGGUGAUCCUGAUCGCGCAUCGCCUUAGCACCGUUAAGAACAGCCACAAGAUCUGCGUCGUGCAGGGCGGGAAGGUGGUCGAGGAGGGCCCCCACGACGAGCUCAUCGCGAAGGGAAGUGCCUACUUCAAGCUCGUGCAGUGCCAGCUGAGUGCUGCUCCUGCGCAGCAUUCCCACCUCGAUGGUGAGCACUUCGCCGAGGCCAGUGACAGCGCAACUGGCGCUUAG
Molecule: messenger RNA, 2823 nt
Organism: Prorocentrum cordatum
Lineage: Eukaryota; Dinophyceae; Prorocentrales; Prorocentraceae
Source: the annotation of a GenBank genome assembly